CAGGAAAACACGGCUGGAGAUUCGUUCUAACCGUUUAUAUAUCAGUACGUUAAGAUAUCUACUCAGUUUUUAUUUCGGCUCAUAAAUAAAUAUUGUCUUAUUUUUAUAAUAAUAUAUAUUCAGUCAUUUUGUAAAAUGUGCUUUGAAUUAACACGUGGCUAGUCGGUCAUUACAUUUUUUUAAACGAGUGUUUGAUAAAAAAAAAAAAAAACUAUGUGAUAUUACUGGUAAUUAACGAUUAUUAAUUUAAUGAUGUAUAGAGGACUAGUUUUGUUAAAAAAUAUAAAUUACAUUUUUAGACGGUGAUUAUGAAAAAAAAAUUUUUUAUCUACUUACAAAGACUUAAUGUAAUGAAUAGUGAAUUUUAAAUGUUGAUAAAUAAGACGUCUCGAAGUGUCACCACGGUAUCGAUAAUUAUACGGACAAGCCAUGUUAUAAAUUAAUGUGCAUAAACAUUUGUCAGUUGAAAAGAUAAAAAAAAAUAAAUAAAAUAAAAAAAUAACAAAGAAUUGAGUUGGAUUUUAUAAAAUAAAUAACGAGAAAAGUGAUUUAAUUAAUCAAGAUGAGAAACGGAAAAAAAAUAUACGAAAUGAACGGGAAACCUUUGAACGGAUACGUUAAUAAGGCGAUGAACGACUCACAAGAAAAUUUGGGUAUCGAUAAACGCGACUCUUAUGAGCUUCAAAGUUCAAUUUGUGAAGAACGUCCUGAUUUGCAGUGUUCUUAUGACCUGAUCUUGAUGGAAGAGCCAGGAGAUGAUAGUGUCAAACGAAAAAGCAAUAUUGUCAAGUCGAUUUGUGAGUACACAGCACAUCGAGUCAAAAAAACGUGUACAAAAAAAAUGCUGUACAGGCGGUUACCAAUUUUGGGAUGGUUACCCAAGUACAAUGGGGACGAUGCACUUGGUGAUAUUGUUGCUGGUAUAACUGUCGGGUUGACAGUCAUCCCACAAUCACUAGCUUACUCAAAUGUUGCUGGGUUACCUUCGCAGUAUGGAUUGUACGGCAGUUUUUUGGGUACUUUUAUAUAUAUAUUUUUUGGAUCCUGCAAGGAUGUUCCUUUUGGACCAAGUGCGAUAGUAUCGUUGCUGACUUAUCAAACAGUAGCGCAAUUAGAUUCGCCUGUCGAACACGCGAUUCUUUUAUGCUGCCUCUGUGGUAUCAUACAAUUGUUCAUGGGAAUUUUUGGUCUAGGAUUUCUUAUCGACUUUGUAUCAGGACCAGUAAGUUCUGGUUUUACGUCGGCAGUUGCGUUAAUUAUUGUAACGUCUCAAAUAAAAGAUAUACUUGGAAUUCAAUCAAAAGGCACGACGUUUAUAAGUCUUUGGCAAAGUAUCGCUGAAGGGAUUCAUCAAACUUCUCAUUGGGAUACUACUCUAGGUGUUACUUGUAUAGUCGUUCUACUUUUUCUGAGGUAUGUCGCGACUAUUAAAAUUGGUCCAGUUGACGAAAAUAUGAGACCAACGAAACAUCGUGUGUUAAAUAAACUAGUCUGGCUCACCGGAACAUCAAGAAAUGCAAUAUUAGUUAUUGUGUGUGGAGUAUUAGGUUAUUACUUUGCCUCAAAAUCACCAUUUAAAUUAAUAGGAAAUUUACCGGGAGGAAUGCCUACUGUUAAACUGCCACCGUUCGGUUUUACCAAAGAUCAAAAUACUACACUGACAUUUAUGGAUAUGUGUUCAAAUUUAGGUAGCGGGCUCAUUGUUUUGCCGCUUAUUUCACUUAUGGAAGAUGUAGCGGUGUGCAAAGCAUUUAGUAAUGGAAAAUCAGUAGAUGCUACACAAGAAUUAAUUGCCAUUGGAUUAGCAAAUCUCGGGUGUUCAUUCGUACAAUCAUUUCCUGGUACCGGUUCACUUAGCAGAAGUGCUGUUAAUAAUGCUUCUGGUGUUCGAACUCCACUAGGUGGACUUUAUACAGGAAUAUUAGUUGUACUCGCGCUGCUAUUUCUUACACCUUACUUCUCCUUUAUACCCAAAGCAUGUUUAGCAGCAAUAAUAAUAUCCGCGGUUAUUUUUAUGGUCGAAGUCAAGGUGAUAAAACCAAUGUGGAGAACUAAAAAAUCUGACUUAAUACCAGGGAUAGCAACUUUCAUUGCAUGUCUAGUAUUGCAAUUAGAAAUAGGAAUUCUAGUUGGCAUAGGACUAAAUAUAUUAUUUAUUCUUCAUCAUGCAGCGAGACCGAAAAUUUCAUUGGAAAAACUUCGGAGUUGCCGCGGCGUUGAGUAUCUCAUGAUAACGCCAGAUCGUUGCCUGAUAUUCCCGUCAGUAGAUUACGUGAGAAAUCUCGUGACCAAGUACAGCUAUUGUGCUGGUAAUUCAAUGACACCGGUAGUUAUUGACUGCUCGCACAUUUACGGUGCUGAUUUUACAGCAGCUAAAGUUGUUGAAAGUCUAUCAAAAGAUUUUGCUACACGUAAACAACCGCUGUUCUUUUACAAUCUCAAACCUUCAGUUUACGCUGUUUUUGAGGGCAUCGAACCCACCGAUUUUAUUGUCUACUAUACGCAAGAAGCUCUAGACGAUUUAUUGAAAGACCGGGGGUUUUUUAAAGAAAAAUCAAAUCCUUCAGUUGCGUAAAUAAGUUAUAAAAAUGUAAUUAUGUAUUUAUUAUUUUUUUUUUUUUUUAGAUAUAAGGUAAGACCUAGUUCUCUUAUCGGGUACUGGGUCUCUUACCUUAAGGGCAUUCUCAGACGGUGCCUCUUAUUUUUUUAAAAUAUGCAAUGACUUUCUACUGUCAUAACCGUAUUCUAAUUUUGUUAAUUAAUUAAAACAAAAAUUUUAACUUUAAUUGAAAAAAGAGCAACGUAGUAAUUUUGCCGAGGUAUAGAAUUUUUUAAAAAUUACUUACAGUUGUCAUCAAUUAGGAGUUAAACAAAAUUUGAAAAUUCGAAUUAUAACAUUGAUAUGAAGACUUUAAUGAAAUUUAUUUUCCGAAUUUCGUUUCACUCCCAAUUGUAAUUUUUUUUUUAUAUCUAUACCUCAGAAAAAUUACUACUAAGUUGUUUUUUUUUCAAUUAAGGUUUCAAUUUUUUUUAAUCAAUUGAUGAAAUUUUGAUACGCUUACGACAAUUUAAAGUAAUUGAAAAUUUUUAAAAAGUGGCGGGCACUGUCUGAGAAUGGCUUUAAGAUAAAAAGUAUUAGAGUAUUGAAAAAUAAAUAUAUUUUUUAAGAUAAAGCAUUUACUGAAAUAUUUAAAUUGCAAAUAAGCGCAACAAGUGUUUAUUGUAUAAAAAUAGUACGUGCCUAAGUAUUUUUUAUCUGAUCUUAACUUUUAGUGAAUAUUUUAAGUAUUAGAAAAAGUUUAAAAAUUUAAUUCGUUAAAAUUAUUUAUUUUAUCGUGUAAUUAUCGAAGUAUUAAAUUAAUCAAACUCCACUUUUUGCAUGCUACUUAAUUAUGUUAAUAGACUAACCCAAUUAAUUUAUAAUUAUUCAAAUAAUUAUAUAUAUUAUCGACAUAAUUAAUUAUAUACCAUACCCAAUAGUAUUCUAUAUUAUUUUAUAAGCGCACGGUUAGCAAGAAUGUUUGGAAAAUACUGUGAUAAUUUUUUUUUUAAAUAUUUCAAUAAAAAAAAUUAUCUAUUAAAUUUUAAAAUUUAUGUAUACAAUCAUUGUUAAUAAAAAUAUAUAUUUAUCUACAAUAUUUAUGUAUAUAUAUAUUUUUAAAAAAUUUAACUGCACAGAAUAGGAUCUAUUGUAAAGUAAAUGUCAAUUUAAAUUAAUAUCGUACAAAUAUUUUAUUUAUUUACUAAUAUAUAUUUACAUUAAAUCUCUGUUAUUAGCAUUUAUUUUGGUAUUGAGCAAAAACGUGCAGUUUUAAAAUUAUAUCUGUAAUUAAUUACUAUACUUAUAUUAAUUAGUUUGAAAUUAAUUACUAUUCUAAUUAGUAGCUUUUAAGCUAUUGUAUUUUUAAUGUAGAUAGUAAUUAAUGUUGAGUGAAUGUUUUAUAAAAUUUAAACCAAUUGACUUCGAUCACAAGAAUUGACAUUAUUUAGUAUUAAUUUUAAUUAAUUAAUCGAUAUGUUUUAAUUAGUCAUUUAAAUAAUUUUAUGACCAACCGAAAUCCAUACGAGUCAACUGAUAGAAACGUUGAUUGAAUGGUCGGUAGAAAUUUUUCAAACGUUGAAUUGCCAUAGGAUCGAUGUACGGAUGACUACGUCCUUUAGUUUUACCUGAAAUGUAAAUAGAAAAAAAAACCAACAAAAACAAAAAAAAGUAAAAUGAAGUAAUUGUAAAUAAUUGUAAUGAUGUUUAAUUAAAAUAAUAAUAAAAAUAAUAACAAUAAUAA
Messenger RNA from Microplitis mediator, 4283 nucleotides. It is a transcript of the gene Esp, whose product is annotated as sodium-independent sulfate anion transporter-like. NCBI's taxonomy places the organism in Eukaryota, Metazoa, Arthropoda, Insecta, Hymenoptera, Braconidae. The coding region runs from base 563 to 2575 and encodes 670 amino acids. The transcript is spliced from 11 exons. Gene Ontology annotation, cellular component: membrane. Gene Ontology annotation, biological process: transmembrane transport. Gene Ontology annotation, molecular function: sulfate transmembrane transporter activity. The record is from RefSeq and is a predicted model, not a curated record.